Messenger RNA from Cercopithifilaria johnstoni, 954 nucleotides. Lineage: Eukaryota; Metazoa; Nematoda; Chromadorea; Rhabditida; Onchocercidae. The record is from the annotation of a GenBank genome assembly.
AUGGGAAUGAAUUCUCUUUUGAGCCGAACACUGUCAGAUGAUACCGAAAUAUUGAAUGAAGUGAACAAUGUUCCCGAAUCAAAGUCUGCAAUUAUCCGAAAUUCUGAUGGUGCCUUAGGCGGCUUUGUAUCAAUGAUCAGUUAUGGGACAAAUCAAGCCUACUGUAUGGCAGUUCAAAUCGAUCAAUCCAUCGGUGAUAAAUACAUCAGCAUCAAACCAACUGAUGACCCGCAGUGUUUUCAAAUCAUCGAUGUCCAGGAUGUAGCUGAGGAUCUGAGUCUGCAACCGAUAUUUAUACAGGUGCAUCAUAAUCCCAAAGGACGCUUACCCUUACAGCAUCUGAUUGAUCAUGCUGCUGAAAGGAUGUUGGGACGACUCAAUCUCGAUUUGAAAAAAAACGUUACCGUUGAUCUGACUGAUAACGAUGAUAUGAGCAUUUGGAGGGAUAAAGCUGGCUUCGUUGUUAGAGACAAAAUGCAACUAUGUGAGCUCACUGUCAAUAAAAAUGAAUUUCAGAAGACUCUUGAAAUGGUGAAAAACGUAAAAAUUUCUGCAUUCGAUGGCUCACAAAUGGAAAACCUCGUGAAAUUUGAUAAGGCAGUGGGCAGUGUAGAUCGCAGUAAAUUUCUGGAAUACAUCUUCAAAAAUGCAAACGUAUUGAUUGCUGAAAACGAAGAGACAUCAGCAGUGGAUGGUUACGGUGUCUUCCGAGAGGAUCGUAUUAUUGCGGUUUACGCUAAUGCCAAGGAUACUGCUCAUUCCAUCGUGCAAGAAAUACUCCGGACAAUGAAUCAUAACGAGAUAAAGUUAUGUACGAUACGGAACCGCUGGAGCAUUGAACACAAGCCAAAUACUUGCUGCAAACAGAUCAUUCGUCUUCACACGCGUGUACCACUGACAGGCAUCAUGUGGAACCGAAUAUUUAUUUUAAACGCGGGCAUGAACUUGAUCUGA